Molecule: messenger RNA, 1723 nt
Organism: Rhododendron vialii
Lineage: Eukaryota; Viridiplantae; Streptophyta; Magnoliopsida; Ericales; Ericaceae
Exons: 5
Coding region: 569-952 (127 amino acids)
Source: RefSeq, a predicted model, not a curated record
UUCACUAUAUAUGAAUCACCCUUCUGAUGAAAGGUCCAAAGGAAGCCUUUGAAAGUGUUGUGAGUGUGUUGGAAAGAUUGGAGAGCGCAAUUGAUCUUCGGGGUACUUCUUCAUACCCAUGAUGAAGAGGUUAAUCUCUGUUCAGAGGUUUAUUUGGUUGAGUGCAGCAUUGGCAUGUUUACAACAGUAUUGUAUAGAUGUAUGAGUAGAAGCAAGGUCGUUGUUCAUGGCAUAUCAUUGGGAGAUAACAACAAUAUCCCCUCAGAUCUAUGGAGUUUUGGGUGUGCCACCCCAUCACUACCGGCGACCAACACCACCACCGGCUCCACCUCUGGCGACCACACUCUGCAAUUAGAAUACUGUUGGAUUCAGAAGUGCCUGGAACUGUUAUUUUGCCGUUUUGUUGCAGCAAGAGCUAUCUUAUGGGCAAUGGGAUUCUGAAAGCUUGAUUGAAUUUGGGGGAGGAUGUUUCAAUUUCUACGUGUGGGACAUAUCAUGGUGACACUAUUGUCCAGAACGAGAACAUUGAGGCUUCAAAAGAGGGCGAAACCCGGAAGCUGAAAGGGAUAUGGAUUCAUCCUCGGUUCCUUCAAGUUCCUCCAAAUCAAAGCUGAUUGUAAAGUUGAGUCCACAUGGCUUGGAUGGAAGUUCCAGCACACGCUUUGUUUUCUGCAAGGUGGAACUACUGCCAGAAGAUGAAGAAGAAGAGGACAAGGAAGAGGAUGAAGAAGACAUACAAAAUCUCCAGCAACUUAACAUAGCAUUAAGGUGUUUUGAUGAUGCAUGUAUGAAGCUUAAUAUCAUGUUGGAUGUGAUUGAAAAACAUCAAAUGCUUCGGAGCAUCGCAGUUACAGAUAUUAUGAACCAAGGGAAGAUUGUUGUGCCUGGCGACCGGAUUGCUGAGCUGAGAGACUUCGAAAAGGCAAAACUGUUAAUGCCCAUAAUGGAGUAAACUUUCUAUUCAAGUUUUUGUCAUCUACCAUCCUUGCAUUUGCCCAAAUCUGAGUUCCUGAUGGAGAGACUGAUCUGGUUUACGUAAGAUGUGUUAAUCCAAGUUGUGUUGACGAGGGUGAUGAUGUCAUGGAUGAUGAUAUGUUAGCAGGCUCUUUUGAUGGCGAUGAAGGAGGGGUUUUUAGUGAAGCUGUGAAAGAAAUAUUGGCAUUCCACAAAAAUAAGAUGGAUACCGGACAGGUAACUAAGUGGUAGAUGAGGUUGCAGCAGCUGGUCAAAGCAAGUAAGCCAUUGGCCUUUGGUUUCAGUAGAUUCAGCUUUGGAAUUACUGAAUAUGCCAUUUUAGUUUCUUUUCAGAACAUCAAGAGGUCUACCCGUAGAUCGGUUGAGGAUUGGGACUACAACAAAAUUGUUAGUUGCGUCAGGUGUUAGCACUAUCCAUGAAACUUUAUGCUUAGUGUAUAAGUAUGAAGUAGGGUGUGAUGAAGAUUAUAGUUUUCUUUGCGUCAUUAACCACAAAAACAAAGAUUAUAGUUGUGCCUAGGGAUUUCGGUUGUUCUUUCACCGAGGAGGCUAGGACAACCCUUCAUGAUGUUGUUUUGUUGUUGUUCACAAAAAUUGAAUGUUUCUACGAGAUAGAGACAAGAUCGUUGUUCAUUGCAUUUCAUUGAGGGGGCCAUUUCCCUCAGUUUGUAUGUUUUCUCAUUCAGUUUAAUGUGCACUAAACGUCGAUUGGAUUAUGAGCUAUUUAAAUAGGUUAUUAUGUUGCAAA